AUGAAGUUCUACCAAGCAAUUUUGCCACUUCUUGUACUGGGAGCUUCUGCUUCUCCUGUCACUAAGCUUGGUGACCUAUCUCACGAUGACACCGACCGCAGCGAUAUCAAGCUCGGCGACCAAGCCCAUGACGCGACCAGCCGCCGGGAUAUCAAACUGGGCGAUCAAGCCCAUUAUGCAACCAGUCGCGAUAUCAAGCUCGGCGAUCAAGCCCAUGACGCGACCAGCCGUCGGGAUAUCAAGCUCGGCGACCAAGCCCAUGACGCAACAGCGUAA
Metarhizium robertsii ARSEF 23 is the source of this 276-nucleotide messenger RNA. RefSeq names its product zinc finger domain-containing protein. The transcript has a single exon. The record is from RefSeq and is a predicted model, not a curated record. Bases 1 to 276 code for a protein of 91 amino acids. Lineage: Eukaryota; Fungi; Ascomycota; Sordariomycetes; Hypocreales; Clavicipitaceae.